Molecule: messenger RNA, 615 nt
Organism: Pleurotus ostreatus (oyster mushroom)
Lineage: Eukaryota; Fungi; Basidiomycota; Agaricomycetes; Agaricales; Pleurotaceae
Exons: 2
Coding region: 1-615 (204 amino acids)
Source: RefSeq, a predicted model, not a curated record
AUGGCAGGUGACACAGGCAACCAGGAGCCCAAUCCCUUGGAGAUGCGGGUCAUAGGAUUGGAAUCGAGUGUGAACGAGAUCCUUGAUCUCCUUCGCAAAGCAGUGACUGCCCUGGUCGCGCCACUCGUUCAAGGGCCCCCCCCUUUGAUCCCUUAUGUGCCUCCUCCUACAGCCAACACCUCUAUCGGUAUGUUAUCAAUUCCUGACUUCUUUCCUGAUGUCGAUGCUGCAAUCGUGGUAUCUAUUGGCAAGCACGAGUUCAAGCCGCAGCAGCUUGGCAAACUCAUUCCCAGCGUCACUGCGAAGGCAACCACCACAAUGUAUGCUCUUGAGGACAGCACAUUACGUGCAAUGGACAUGGCCCCCAUCAAGGACCUCCCAGACUUCUCCACCUUCAUGUGCACCUUGGGCGUGUAUUUUCAAAUCCUUUACUGCUACACCGGGACGCCUGGCAGCAUCCAAGCAGUGACCGAUGUUGCCAUCUCCACCCAGGCAUACACCAACCUCCUCCACGAAUAUUCUCAUUACUUCAGCUACCCUGCCAUCCUCACCUACCACAUCACUCACCACUCCUGUGGCAUCAGGGAGAUGAUCAGGGGUGAUUACUCCUUAUGA